UAAAAGGAGAAAUUUAGAAAACAAACGUUAGACGUGUUAAAUUUCAAUUUGUAUGAAUUUAACGCAUAUCAAUCGAAUAGUUUUAUUGCUAUUGCAGAUUGAGACAAAGAAUAAUACACCGUGGAGCAAAACAAUAGGUCAAUAUUGGGCUUAUCUGUUGAACUCGUUAUAACCCAUCGCUUAGUGCCUCUCGUACGAUAAUUAAAAAGUGAUCCGCUAGGAUAUCAGCGAUUCGCUGGAUAGUGUUGCUUAGUUGAAUGAGUACUCUCAAAUACUGGCUCUUGGUUGCAUUUAGGUUUCUUACGCAUUUCAUUUGACAAUUUAACCGUAUCGGGCAGCUUACGCUAACUAGUGCUACUGCUGUAACCAUCGGCGCCAGCAUUUCGUCAUCAGUGUCGUCGACUAACUAUAGCAACCACCACGUAACGAAUAUUACAGAGGUGGUAUGCGAAACGCUGCAAACGGAACUGUCUCAUCAUAAUCAUCAUAUUAACGCUGCCUGGCUUCAAGAAAGUGACUUCUGUGAUAGCAACAGCACCAUAAGUAGCAACACGAUGUUGGAUCUCGAUCGUCAUCCAUUACCGGAUCAACUUGGAUUUCUAGUCCUUUCAGAAGAUGGUUCAGUACAUGCCUCCGGUGGCGAACUGGAGAACGAUGAGCGUAGUGCUAGUAUCAUUAACAAUCUGCUUACUCUCACCGAGAGUGUCGAUUCAACUAUGUUCAAUGCACGUUCAUGCAGAAAAAUAUCCAUCGUAUUCACUGAUCAUAGUUACACCAUAUGCCUUUCAAACAAACGUGUUUACGUCGUCAAGAAACGAAAUCGGAUGGACACUGGUGCGAAUAACACAGGCGAACCGGAAGGCCAUUCAAUUCUAGCAUAAUUCUA
This is a messenger RNA of Anopheles nili, 886 nucleotides long. RefSeq names its product ragulator complex protein LAMTOR4 homolog (gene Lamtor4). The record is from RefSeq and is a predicted model, not a curated record. The transcript is spliced from 2 exons. Gene Ontology annotation, biological process: cellular response to amino acid stimulus; positive regulation of TOR signaling. Gene Ontology annotation, molecular function: guanyl-nucleotide exchange factor activity. The coding region runs from base 555 to 881 and encodes 108 amino acids. Lineage: Eukaryota; Metazoa; Arthropoda; Insecta; Diptera; Culicidae. Gene Ontology annotation, cellular component: lysosome; Ragulator complex.